UCCGGUUGUAAGAGACGCUAUGUUUGAUGUCGAAACGAAUAUGGCCGAUACCGAGGGUUUCAAUCUCAUUAAGUUGAAUCAGCUUUUCCUCGGCUGCAUGCAAGAGGACAAUAUUAUAGAUUUAGAUUCCUAUGUAAAUGCAUACGAAGAAUUGAGCAAAUUGUUUGGUCUCCUUGGCAGUAUAUUUGGCUUUGUUGUCUCUGAUGUUGUGGAAAAGAUAGGCAUACUGAGAGAUUAUAGAAAAUCUCCAGAUGGAGAGCAUUAUAUAUCUGUUCAAAGUAUGAUUAAAUAUGAAGUUCAGCAAAAUAUAACAGAUAACAAGAAAAAGGAAUCAGGGUCCAGGACAUUGCUGCGACUUCAUCGUGCCAUGGAAUUCACAGCUCAGCUUAUGAAAGAUGUGAGGAAUGCAGAAGAUGGGGGAAAGAUGUCGUCCAUUACAAGGACGGCAUACGAUGCUACACUGUCUAAGCAUCAUCCUUGGCUCAUACGGAAAGGUGUGCAUGUUGCCAUGUAUACACUGCCAUCACGGAAACAGCUGCUGGAGAAGAUAAUGAUGGCCAAUGACCAGUCAAAGGUCGAAGAUCUAAUGGAGGCAGCAAAGCUUCAGCAACAAAUGUAUGAUGUCAUUCAAGAUAUAUACAAGACAGAGAAGCUUCUCAAUUUACCAUGAUUUUUGAAGGAGGAUUUUUAGGAUUUUUUUUAAUUUAUUGGUUCAGAUAUGCUGUCAACAUAGUGGUAGUUCACUGCAGUUAUGUAUGGAUAGUUGAUCAGAUACCUACUCCGUAGAACUCCAAGUGUUAUCAGGCCCCAGUAUCACAAAAAUUGGAACUUUAAGUUCUUUAUUCUCAAAACAGAUUUAGGUUAAUAUUUAAUCAAAUGUCUGAGCAAUAUUUGGAAAUUGUUAUACAAUAGUCAGUAUAUACAUGGUACAUGUGUUAUGAUGAAAUGUAUAACAACGAAGAAAAAAAUGUUAGAAAAAAUAAGUAACAAUGGCCACAUUGGUCAGAGUUAUUUAUUUUUCAAACAUCUUCAAAUACAGCUGUAUGUUCCACCAUUAUAUACAAACAUAGUUGAUUUAAUUUAUUCUACCAUAUAGAAUGAAAUACUUGGUUACUUCUGUGCCUAUGAGACAACAUUACAUAAUUCAUUCCAUUAAUUAAAAUUUGGCUUUUAGCUUUACCUUGUUUUUAAUGCAAGGAAGGCUUUGAGAAGAGCAUUGUAAGUGCAUAGUUUGUUGCAUCCAUAUGCAUUAUUGUAUAAUAAAACAGGUUAAUUUAUCAAUCCAAAAUCUUGAUGCUUUGCCUAGUGGUAGAAUUAUCUUCAAAAACUAUAUGGUGUGAAGUAUGUUGACAUUAAAGAGGUUUAGAACUGCCUUAGAGUGGAGAAUUUUUAUGACACUAUGUCAGAUCGUUUGGGGGAAGGAAUAUCUCACAUUGUGGAGUCACUUAUAAAUAACACUAUGUACACCUGUUAAUGUGUUUUACUAUACACCAUAAUUAAAAACUCGGCAAGAAAAAUUGUUUUAAAAAAAACACCAAUCUUUACUUCUUUAAGUUAAUGCUUUUUCAAAAACACAUAAAUGAGGUUGAAAUAUUCUGGUCCCAAAUGUAUUUAAUUUCAUACAUUACAUUUGUGCAUUUCAUGAAAACAGCAUUUUUUAAGUGUUUUAAACAAAAGUAACACUAAUUUUUAUUUCAAUUGUAAUUUGAUAGUUGUAAUCAGUUGACAAUCUCUGCUGCAAAUUUCUGUCUAAACAGAUCAAAUCAUAUGUAGUUCAGUACCAGGCCAUUAGAUCUGACAUUUUUCUUGCUCUAGUAAAAUAAAUUAUUAAAAAGAUGCAAUAGUGUGACAAGUACUACUUAAUGUUAAAAGGGAAAGAUCAAUACUUUUGACACAAAUUAUGUGAUCACUUAAACAUUUUAUUAUACAUGUAUAUAUACAGUGAAUGUCUUGGUAAGAAUGAGGCUGUGAUUUCUUUUAGUAUAAAAUGUAGUGUUUUCCAUCUCUUUCUCUUGCAACAAAAUUAAAAAUGAAACUGUUGGAUAUUUACAAAUACACCAAUUACUAUUUUAGUACUUGGUUUGAAAAAUAAUUAAUCUUCCUGUAUUAGUCUGCUAGUAAAUUGGGAGAUAGAUUUUUAUCAAACUGUUUAAAUUUACAUUUAGCAAUCCUAUGUAUGAAUUUAUAUCUAAUUUUUUUUUUUAUAUAAAUUCUGGGAAUUUUAUAUACUUGUGAAAUUAUUAAACAAAUACACCUUGCCAGUGCAUCUAUUAAGAAAGACGUUGUGUUCAUAGAGUGAUGCUUACGUAAUCUUUAUAUUACAGUCUUGUAUAAGUCAUAUAUUAUCAUGUUACUGCAGCAAUGCUAGGUUCGAAAACAAACUUUAAAGUUGUUAGCUUAUAAAGAAUACAAGUUUAAUUUUACCUUGUUUGUAAAAGCUUUUGUGAUAUGGUUACAUGUACCUGGGGUUACAUCAAAUCGUUUCAGUAUGUAAUCUAUACAUAUUAUAGGGAAACAAGCUGGCGGAUAAUUUUCUUAAAUUAAGUUGGAACAUUCUACUGUGAUAUAUUUAUUGAACAAGUUUUGUAUGCUGUGGUUUUUUCGUUAUUGCUUUGACACCCUAAUUUACAAUUAAUUUACCGGUACACGUUGCACCCUCAAAUUUUUGAAAAUAUUGAUUCAAUAUGAGUAUGUCUGUAUAUAGCAUGGUUAACGAUCAAGCAUAAUAUAUUUGAUUAAAUGCAUGUACUAAUUAAAUAUUAAAUUUUAAUACAUGACAUUAUAUAAUAAAAUGUAUUUUGGUGUCCUUGAUUAUUAUGCACUGUGGCUGUAUUGAUGUAUUAAAUGUUAUGAAACCCUUG
Messenger RNA from Mizuhopecten yessoensis (Yesso scallop), 2861 nucleotides. Its product is annotated as ceramide-1-phosphate transfer protein-like. Lineage: Eukaryota; Metazoa; Mollusca; Bivalvia; Pectinida; Pectinidae. Gene Ontology annotation, cellular component: cytosol; cytoplasm; membrane. The transcript is spliced from 2 exons. The record is from RefSeq and is a predicted model, not a curated record. The coding region runs from base 20 to 670 and encodes 216 amino acids. Gene Ontology annotation, biological process: ceramide transport; intermembrane lipid transfer. Gene Ontology annotation, molecular function: ceramide 1-phosphate transfer activity; ceramide 1-phosphate binding.